Rotaria sp. Silwood1 is the source of this 495-nucleotide messenger RNA. NCBI's taxonomy places the organism in Eukaryota, Metazoa, Rotifera, Eurotatoria, Philodinida, Philodinidae. The record is from the annotation of a GenBank genome assembly.
AUGAAGAAAUCAACAACGUAUAAUUUGAACUUGAUCAUCAAUAUCAAUAAGCCAGCUGAUAUUCUUGAAGGUAUAUGUGAAUGUGUUGCUGGAAGUGGUCCACGAGCUGCUUGCAAGCAUCUAGCUGCUCUUUGCUUCGCCUUACUUGAUUAUGAUCAGAACAAACUAUAUGAAGCUUGUACGGAACGUUUACAGGAGUGGCAUCAACCGACGCGACGAUCCACAAAUCCAAUACCCCUGCUGGAUAUAAGAUUCACCUGUCUUCAACACAAUAGAGUUGAAGAAAAAAUGUCGAAAUACUGGAAAUUUUUAGAAGAAUAUUCUUACGUACCCGCAGCAACGACAACUUUACGUCGACUACUUCUCAAAUAUGAUCAACAAUCAACUGCUGCUGCUUGCUUUCUUUUACCACAACAAACAACUACUUCAUUCAUAACUCUUCCUGCUCGUGUUGUCGAUCAAGUUUCAAUUCUUUCAGGUUAUUCGAUCGAUUAA